AUCCAAAAAUCUAUGACUCGUGACUCGUUCCCACUCUCUGCCCCGACCAAAUCCAACUAUCCUCGUAAUAUAAAUCAAAUUCAGCCCAAAAAGAGUUUUCCGACCAAAAAAUAAGAGGAGAGAAUUUAUUUUCUCUCAUCCAAGCUGCUCGGACUUCGUCUUCAGGAAGGCGUAAAGCCGUAAAUGAUGUGAUCUGGGAGAGGUUGGUUUACAAGUGAGAUAUUGAAGAGAAAGAUAUGAGUUGCGGCUGUUUCCGUGGAUCAUUUGUUAACCGGAGACGGAACACUGCUCAGGCCACCGGCGGUAUCGACGAGCAAUUGCUUGGGAGAGUCAACCAUAUCUCCUACAGCCAAUUGAGAUCAGCAACAGAUGAUUUUCAUUCAAGCAAUAAAAUUGGGCGUGGAGGCUUCGGAACUGUUUACAAGGGGGUUCUGAAAAACGGAACUGAAGUUGCUGUGAAGACACUUUCUGCGCAAUCAAAGCAGGGUGUGCGUGAAUUUUUGACAGAGAUCAAUACCAUAUCAAAUGUCAAGCAUCCAAACCUUGUUGAGCUGAUUGGUUGUUGUGUUGAAGGAACAAACCGGAUAUUGGUCUAUGAAUAUGUAGAAAAUAAGAGUCUUGAUAAAAUUUUGUUAGAUCAAAGGAGUACAAAUAUCAAACUGGAGUGGAGCAAAAGAUCUGCUAUUUGCUUGGGUAUUGCUAGGGGUCUUACAUUCCUUCAUGAAGAACUUGUUCCGCACAUAGUUCAUAGAGACAUCAAAUCCAGUAACAUACUUCUUGACAAAGACUUGAACCCAAAGAUUGGAGAUUUCGGGUUGGCUAAGCUUUUUCCGGAUAACAUCACUCACAUUAGCACCAGAAUAGCUGGAACAACUGGUUAUUUGGCCCCAGAAUACGCAUUGGGUGGACAGCUAACCAUGAAGGCAGAUGUUUAUAGUUUUGGUGUCCUUGUACUUGAAAUAAUUAGUGGCAGAAGCAGCUCAAAGGCAAACUGGGGAGGCAUGGAGAAGUUGCUCUUGGAAUGGGCAUGGCAGCUCUACGAAGGAGGGAAACUGGUGGAGCUGGUGGAUCCAGAGCUUGGAGAAUUUCCAGGGGAAGAAGUCCUGAGGUACAUGAAAGUAGCCCUUUUCUGCACCCAAGCAGCAGCCAGCCGAAGGCCUCUGAUGAGCCAGGUUAUUGAAAUGCUUUCAAGAGACAUUCGGAUCAACGAGAAGGCACUUACAGCUCCAGGAUUCUUUCAAGAAGGGGAGGCAUCUUCAAGUACCAAGUCAAUCCAAUCAUCUGCUGAAUCCACCAGCUACCAGAUGAGUUCUGUUCCUGUCACUAUCACUCAGGUUACCCCCAGAUGAAGAUUCAAGGUGUAUUUUUUUGUUCCCUUCUUUUUAGUUCUAGUUGGCGUACGUGUCCCAUUAGUUUUAGACUUUUAGUUACGUAAUUUGCAAUUUUUAGUUUUAUUUAUUGUUUAUGAUUAUUAUUAUUUGAAAUUUCAUACAAAAGAAAGGGAAAGUUUAAAUGAAAGGAGUUUGUAACCGGAUAAGUAUGGUUUGUCUUCUUUAAAUCAAACCAUGGUGAGCACUUGGAUUUUCAAAUUA
Molecule: messenger RNA, 1592 nt
Organism: Theobroma cacao (cacao)
Lineage: Eukaryota; Viridiplantae; Streptophyta; Magnoliopsida; Malvales; Malvaceae
Product: cold-responsive protein kinase 1-like
Biological process (GO): protein phosphorylation
Molecular function (GO): protein kinase activity; ATP binding
Source: RefSeq, a predicted model, not a curated record